Molecule: messenger RNA, 879 nt
Organism: Lodderomyces oxycetoniae
Lineage: Eukaryota; Fungi; Ascomycota; Pichiomycetes; Serinales; Debaryomycetaceae
Gene: RTG1
Product: Rtg1p
Exons: 1
Coding region: 1-879 (292 amino acids)
Biological process (GO): regulation of transcription by RNA polymerase II
Molecular function (GO): RNA polymerase II cis-regulatory region sequence-specific DNA binding; DNA-binding transcription factor activity, RNA polymerase II-specific; protein dimerization activity
Source: RefSeq, a predicted model, not a curated record
AUGUCGCAGUUUGAGUCGUUUUUGGAGAAUUAUACUGGCGGGAAUUAUUUAGAUGGGGCUCCUUUCAAUGAAGAAACCGCGACAAUUGCAAAUACUAAACGGGAGAAUUUUGAUGAAUUAUUAAGUAAUUCUGUUGACAUUAAGAGACAGCUAUCACAGUCAUUCAGUGGCAGUAUUGGCGGUGGCGGAGGAGGCGGAGGAGGAGGCGGAGGAGGAAGCAUAGGCUGUGGUAGUGGUGGUGUUGGUGGUGGUAGUAGUAGCGGUGGUGGAAUAACCAAACCGCACUCAAGGCGCAAUUCGGGGUAUAUAAGGUCUCAAGAGGGAAGCGACGUAGAGGACAAGGACGACGAUGAUGCCGAUGAUAAGGAGCCAGGUCACGAAAGGAAACGAAGAGACAAUAUAAAUGACAAAAUCCAAGAACUUUUGACUUUGAUACCUAGUGAAUAUUUUGCCACAUCCAAGGGUGGUGGAGGAGAAACAGUAGGUGCCAACGAAAAGAGAGAUCUAAGCCCUAGCGAGAAAUCACCAAGUGAAGAAGAUAUAAACAACUCCGUUGGCAAAACUGGCACAAAGGAUGGAAAACCAAACAAGGGUCAAAUAUUGACAAAGGCCGUAGAGUAUUUGCAAUCUCUACAAAACACAAUCGAUGAGUACAACCGGAAGGAAGUAGAACUCAUUAUGAAACUAGAGACUUUAAAGUUGAGGCAAAAAAAUCGUGGUAAGAUCCCGGAAGGAAUUCCUAUACGAAUCGGAUACACCAGUGCCGAACGAGCUUUGGGAGAAAUUGGUGUAGGACCUUGCUCAGAAGAGUACUUCAAGAACAUAUUAGUGAAAAGCGCCAAUUCUAGUAAGUCUGGAAGAAAAAACAGCAGUUUGUAA